Molecule: messenger RNA, 815 nt
Organism: Hibiscus syriacus
Lineage: Eukaryota; Viridiplantae; Streptophyta; Magnoliopsida; Malvales; Malvaceae
Product: peptidyl-prolyl cis-trans isomerase CYP18-1
Exons: 5
Coding region: 137-619 (160 amino acids)
Biological process (GO): protein folding; protein peptidyl-prolyl isomerization
Cellular component (GO): catalytic step 2 spliceosome
Molecular function (GO): peptidyl-prolyl cis-trans isomerase activity
Source: RefSeq, a predicted model, not a curated record
AAGCGCAACGAAGCCGCGACUUGAAGUCUGAGCUCUGACGAAAGCUCUUAGUUCCUUCAAUCACCAGAAACCAGAAGCUUGAUCAACCCAAGAAACUCCGCUACUUUCGGUUCUGAUAUCUGAGCCUAUUCAUAACAUGUCAGUUACUUUGCAUACAAAUCUUGGUGACAUUAAGUGCGAGAUCUUCUGCGAUGAGGUCGCUAAAACGGCGGAGAACUUUUUGGCACUCUGUGCUAGUGGUUAUUAUGAUGGGACUAUAUUUCAUAGGAAUAUUAAAGGUUUCAUGAUUCAAGGUGGAGACCCAACCGGAACAGGCAAAGGGGGAACAAGUAUAUGGGGCAAGAAGUUCAAUGAUGAGAUUAGAGAAUCCCUCAAGCAUAAUGCGAGGGGUAUAUUGUCAAUGGCUAAUAGUGGUCCUAAUACUAACGGGAGCCAAUUCUUCAUAACAUAUGCAAAGCAGCCACAUCUCAAUGGAUUAUACACUGUGCUUGGCAAGGUUAUCCAUGGUUUUGAAGUCCUGGAUAUCAUGGAAAAGACUCAAACAGGAGCAGGCGAUCGGCCACUUGCAGAGAUAAGGCUGAACCGUGUGACAAUACAUGCUAAUCCACUCGCUGGCUAGUCUUUCUUCAGCAAUUAGUGUAGUGAAGUUCAUGUCAGACAACGGAGGAUUUCACGAGUUGUAGACGUUUAACCUAUCAAUUUUAAAAAUGUUAAAAGGGCUUGUAAUGGGUGUUCCUCUGGAUCUAGGACAGUAAUUAUAUGGUAAAAAUGUAGACAUUCGACAUUUAUCUGAUUUAACUUUUUGGUUGAUUUAA